AUGUACUGCAAGACGUGCGAUUUGCACAUCAAGGAAUCCUUCGCGGUGUACUGUGAGGAUUGCGGGGGGAAACUCGAGAAGCGUGCGGCGCCGGAAGGCUCAAAGAAUCCAGAAUCCUCUACGGAAAGCGGCGCGUUACCGCGGGUGACCGUCUCCAGAGGAGGGGGGGGUUCGUCGUCAUCGGCGGGCGCCGCCGUCACCCCGUUGUUGAAUGGGGGGAAAUUUGAAUCGGAAGAAUGGGCAGGCAGCGGCGUCCGCGAGCCCUGCCCGAGUUGCGGCCGUCAAUUCGCGCCGGAGGUUUUACAAAAGCACAUCCGCAAGUGCGCGUCGCAGAAGAAGAAGCGCCCGGUGUUUAACAUUCACAAAAAGUGGAUCGAAGGUCUCGAGCCGGUUCCCCGCCGGAGUAACGGCGUCGGUGAUUCCGGACGCAACAAAGCAGGCGGAGGGGGAGUCGUGGCGGCGCCGCCCAAGAAAAACUGGAAAGCCGAGAGUGAGGCCUUCCGACGUGCGCUACGUGAAGCCAAGCAGGUCGAUCAAAUUCUUAAAUCGGGUGGAAACGUGCGAGAUUUGCCGCCACCAACGUAUAGUGAAAAUCCCGAUUACGUGCCUUGCCCUCAUUGUCAGCGCCGCUUUGCCCCGAAGACGGCGGAGCGGCACAUCCCCCACUGUGCAGUGACCAUCAACAAGCCAAAGCCGCCACCCAAGCGAAGAGGCGUCUGA
This is a messenger RNA of Phytomonas sp. EM1, 720 nucleotides long. Lineage: Eukaryota; Euglenozoa; Kinetoplastea; Trypanosomatida; Trypanosomatidae. The record is from the annotation of a GenBank genome assembly.